Cottoperca gobio is the source of this 1927-nucleotide messenger RNA. Its product is annotated as probable gluconokinase. Gene Ontology annotation, cellular component: cytoplasm. The transcript has 6 exons. The record is from RefSeq and is a predicted model, not a curated record. Lineage: Eukaryota; Metazoa; Chordata; Actinopteri; Perciformes; Bovichtidae. Gene Ontology annotation, molecular function: gluconokinase activity. Bases 249 to 809 code for a protein of 186 amino acids.
GUGUAAACGUAGCCGGCGUGCAUGUUAUGUCAUCACGUACUUCAGCAAAACAAACUCCGUCCGUUUUAUAUCUUAUUUCCUCCUUUACACGAGACUAUUGAUUCAGCAGAAACGCCAGAUGGACUUAUGAGUGUUUUGUAUGGUUAAUGUAAUGUGAGUGUUGCUCUGCUGAAACCGCACUAUAUACGUCUUUAUAUACGGAAGCCCCAGCGGUUCAUUGGAACGGUGUCUGAAGGGCCACAUACAGGAUGAUCUACAUCAUAAUGGGAGUCUCAGGCUGCGGAAAAAGUGCCUUAGGUGCCUUCCUCUCAGAUAAGCUGGGCUGGCCCCUGCAUGAAGGGGAUAGCUUCCACCCUCAGGGGAACAUUGAGAAGAUGGCUCGAGGUGAACCACUCACAGACCAGGACAGACUGCCGUGGCUUCUCAAACUACACGACAUCAUUGAGAGAGAAAGGCGUUCACGCUCUGAUGCUCUCGUGGCGUGCUCCGCCCUGAAGCACCUGUACAGACAGAUCCUGCUCUAUGGCUCCAAAGCCCUCGCCGGUCCACACCAAGAUAUUCUGCCUGCCGCCUCUCCUGAUGUCUUUUUUCUCUUCCUACAUGGUGACUAUGAGCUCAUUCAGGAGAGGAUGGUGGCCCGCAGGGGACAUUACAUGAAAGCAGAUCUGCUUUGUUCCCAGUUUGAUGUUUUAGAGCCUCCGUCAGAUAAGGAGAAUGUGUUGCUUUUGGACAUCAGGAGGAGCAUCACUGACAUCACCAUGGAGGUCGAGAAGCACAUCAUCAGCUUCAAGUCUUCACCAAUACUUUAACUACGGUCCAUAUCCAGCUCAUAUCCUAGUAAAGAGAGUUUGAGAGUGAGAGAGUUUUGACUUGAUCUACUCAGUACUGCUUCAGUACAGCAUCUGUAUGAUCCUGUGGUGCUGAAAACAUUUUAAAACACAUCAAAGUGCCAUAAUAUAUUUCUCUACUCAGUAUCUGAUUUUACUAAGGUUUAUAAUGGAACUAUGAAGAGCUUUUUAUCAAGAGGAUUGUGGUAAUAUUGUAAAAGUUUGCACUGUAAAGAUUCACAUUUGAGUAAUUUUAUUUAACUUUUAAUCUAUUUGACUGCAAGUGAUGAUGAACAAAUACCUCGAGCACAUUUUCUUUCUACAACAGAACCAAAGGCAAAAGCUUUUUAAAUCUGAAAAUGAACCUGACAAUGAAAAAAAUGCAUAAACUGACAUAAUUUGUGUAUUUUGCUACAUGGCUACAACAGACCUGCAACAUUUACAGGGGACAUUUAGCUGUUUGGCCUUGUAGCUAUUGUACUGGCUUGAUUCACAGUUGCAUCAGUAUGGGAAUAUGAAAUAGAAAUGUACUGAUGAAGGUUUUGGUUGAAUAUUUUAUACCUUAAGUUUUUGAAUCACAUGUUUUAAUAUAUAUUUUUACUUUGACAAAAGUCCAAAACCCGAAGAUAUUCAGUGUAUAAUCACACAAGAAAGAAAAACAGAAAAUCAUCACGAUGCAGAAACUGGGAGUCUUAGCUCAGUUUUGCUUGACAGACGAUAUAGAAAUGAUGAAUGGAUUAUCAAAAAAGAUGCCUUCAGCUCUACACAUAACCCAUCUAUAUUUCAGGAAAUGAUGUGGUUUUCUUAAUACCUGAAAAGUCAACUUAUAAGUUUGUUCAGUUCGGUUUAGAGGACAUAAUUAACUGGUGGACAGCAGAAUCCGAAGCCUGUAGGAAAUAUGUUUCUACAUCUAUAACGAUUUAACUCUUUCUUGACCCCAUUUUAUUGUUUCCCAUGACUCCAGAUGACCUUUCUGUUUCCCCCUCAGCAUUACAGGUUUCUCUUAUCUGCUAUUCAAUAUUGUUUUCAAAAAUCUAACCUGCUUUGCUUGAGUUCUGACAAUUUACCAUCAGCAAAUGGAUUAUGUUUUUUUAUGUAAU